Osmia bicornis bicornis is the source of this 2931-nucleotide messenger RNA. Its product is annotated as BRCA2-interacting transcriptional repressor EMSY. NCBI's taxonomy places the organism in Eukaryota, Metazoa, Arthropoda, Insecta, Hymenoptera, Megachilidae. The record is from RefSeq and is a predicted model, not a curated record. Gene Ontology annotation, cellular component: nucleoplasm. Gene Ontology annotation, biological process: regulation of DNA-templated transcription. Bases 550 to 2451 code for a protein of 633 amino acids. The transcript is spliced from 16 exons.
GCUUGAGCGUUCACGACCGAGAACGAAGAUUAUCGAAUGGACAUUCAGUGGGUUGUAUCACUUUGCCUCUCUCUACAAGUACAUACAUAUUGUAACUCAAGUUAGCCAACUAUUGUUGAUUUUGCUGGUAGUGAUACCAACAGUGCACAAGAAAAAAACAGUUACGGUAAAAGUGACUAAAAGUAAUUAUACGGCAACACGGCAACUACAUCAACUUACCAUACUGUCAACGAAACGUCGAAAAUGUGGGCAGAGCGUACGAAUAGUGAUGAAAUUUUAUCGUAUUUAUUAUAACGAUUGAAUCAUGCAAUCAUGUGGUCGAUGAGGCAUGAAACGAUGACCCGCGAUGAAUGCAGAAAAUGUUUACGAUGUUUAGUCGCAAAAUAGAGUUAUACACAUUGGAAGUAUAAUUUUAAUUAUAAAGCACGCAUUGAAUAUAUUAUAAUACGCGUGAUUUAUAUCAUUGAGAAAUAGAAAAUGGAAAGAUCAGCUGAAGAACAGUAUUCGAUUAUCAUCAUUAUUUAUGAUUAGUUAGAUGCUUAUGGAAGUAUGGUGUCUGUGUUACGUGCUCAAGGUCCUUUCACUAAUGAGAAACAAAAAUUAUUACAAGAACUCGCUAAAGUUUUACAUAUUUCUAAUGAAAGACAUCGUGCUGAAGUGCGGAGAGCUGUUAACGAUGAAAAGCUAGCAACAAUAGCUGAACAGUUAAAUGGUCCAAAUACUGGUACAGAUUGGACUAUCGAAGGGCGUCGUGUUAUUCCACUUUUACCAAGGUUAAAAGCUCGAUCUGCUUUUACAACAUUAGCAAACAGCUUGGCCCUUGCAACAUCAGCGGCAAACAAAAGGAACCUUCCUGUUCACGAAAAAAUGGAGGAUGCAAAAGAUAUUAGAAGUGAAUCUCCAGUGAAGAUAAAAGUACAAGAAAAAUUGCUUAGCAAUUCUGAGUUUUUGCUUAACAAAGAUAAAUUAAGUAAUGAAAAUGUAGUAAACGAGGAAUUAAAUAAGGAUAAAGAUGUAAAUAAUGAAAGUAAUACUUUUGAGGUCAGUGAAAAAUGUAGUGUUUCUGAAAAACGUAAACCUUCUUCUCCUUUGCAAUCACUUCCAAGCAAGGUUCUAGUAGUGUCUUCAAGUUCGGUAGGAACUUUGAAUCAUGGUACUGCUGAAAAAGGAUCGCUUGAAAAUACUAUUCAUUUAUCACGAAUACCAACAAAUUCAUUACAGCAUCAAAAUGUCACGAUAAUACCACUUAAUAUUAAUUGCGGAGAAAAUGUUACAGAUUGUAAAGAGUCAACAGUACAAGAAAAUGCCAGUGGUCGUUCAGAAAAAGCAUCUGGCAAUCUUGUGAAUGCAGUAAUCCCAGUAGGUACAACGAAUAUUACGAAAACUAAAGGAAGAAUAAUUACAACCCAGAAUAAGCUUAAUACAAAAAUUGGAUCUGCAAUUUUAAUGUCUAAUAACGUAUCAUGUACAUCAGAAAAUAAUUCACAAUCUGAUAUUCAGGAUUCAUCAAACCAGGAUAGUUUAAGUUCUAAAGUAUCAUCCAUAUCUCAUAAUUUACAAAAGACAUUGAACGCUGAUAAUUCAAAUUCAGUUGUUAGCCAUACAAAGCGUAUUAUACCAGUGAUACAUUCUAACGUAAAACCUCCCAUAACUAAGGCUAUUACAUCAAAUAAUCCACAUCAACUUAUGGCUGUAUGUCCUGUUACAACUGUUUCCAAUGGACCAGGACCACCCCAAGCGAAGCAAGUAACAACACUGACUUGUAAAAAGUUACCUACGACACUCAGUAAUCAAACCACUGCCAAAAUGGGUGUUACAUUAAACUCUAAUACAACUGUAAAUAUAGCUCACCAUCCUGACGCGAAAUUAGGUUCUAAAACAAACGUGAUCGUUAUACAAAAGGGUCAAACCAAAGGUGUAACUCUUUCUCAUGCUGGCAAGGAAGUAUUGGGAACCAUGAUAAUGGGUGGAAAGAGUUUAUGUGUCACAAAUCAACACAAUGCCUCCAUUAGUGUGCUACCACGUCAUAUUACAUUAAAUAACGGAGAUCAAGCUGUGACUAUGUUAUCUACAACAAAUUCAUCUCAUACAGAAUCUGUAACAUCCAAUAUAAAGUCUGGUAAUACCAUUAUGUUCAAUCUUCGACAGGAUGUUUUAGAAAAAAAUAAGACAUUAUCUCAUCUCUUUGAAUCAUCUAACGUUCUUACCUCUGAAUCUAAGACUGUGAUACAAAAUACAAAUGCUCGUCUUUCGAAAGAACCAAGUAACAGUGAUUUACAUGUACAGGAUAAAGAAUUAGUUGUAAAAACCGAUGCUGUAAUUACUACUGUUAAAGAUGAAAAACACAGGAAAGUAAAAAUAUAUAUGCAAACGCAAAUUUUUUGUUUAAAGAAUUCUGUGGAUCCUAUAAAAUGUUCAAAAAGUAAACAAAUACUUUCAAAUUCAAAGUAAUAUGUAAAUACAUAAGCUUCUACACUUUGUCUAAAAACUUUUAUUUAAUGAUACUUCCAAUUAAAGAACGGGACAUAAUAUUAAAACUGUAAUUAAACAGUUAUUAAUUUCAUAAACUUCAAAUAUUUAGUACAUAAUCAUGAUGCAAUUAAAAAUUGUAAUAAUUUAUAGCAAAAAUUUGUGUGAUGUAUAUUAUUAAAGAAAAAAGAACAAUUUCACAGAAAAACUGAAUAUAUCAUUAUUUACAUAGACGCAUAUUUCUGUGUAUCUUUUUUUUUAUAAACUACAGUCUUCAAGAAAAUCGGUACUUUGUUAACUCAAUUUAAUGACUUAUUCAAAUACAUAAUAAAUUUUUAUGUGACAUGUGCCAAAUGUAUAAAUUACAGAUAACUCAGUGGUCAAAGAAUAUACUGAUGUGAAUAGCAUUUUAUUAAAUUUUCAGAAAAAGCUGAAUUAUAAUUUCUUUUAAUAAAGAAAAGU